This is a messenger RNA of Acanthamoeba castellanii str. Neff, 2547 nucleotides long. RefSeq lists its product as uncharacterized. The transcript is spliced from 12 exons. NCBI's taxonomy places the organism in Eukaryota, Discosea, Longamoebia, Acanthamoebidae. The coding region runs from base 1 to 2547 and encodes 848 amino acids. The record is from RefSeq and is a predicted model, not a curated record.
AUGCACAAUCCGCGCGGUUCAGGCUCUUCCUCGCUCCACACGCCCCGCAUCAGCGCCGGGCUAACCGAUUCACCGCCCCUUGCUCCCCCCGGGGCUCAUCCGUUUGUCCCCUCAUCUUCGGUUGGUUCAUCCGACAUCCACGAUGGGGGCGGCCCCCCGCUGUCGCCCUCCCUGAGCGACGGGAAACCGUCAUCGCUCGUGUUCCUCCUCCAGACGCUCGAGGGCCUCGAGUCGGCCGUGGCGCAGCAGAUCCGCAACUUCGCCGACGGCAAGCCCACCACGACCGACCCGAGGUUGUCUCCCUCCUCCUCCGCCUCCGCCUCCACCCUCUCGCCCUCUUCACUCGAUGGCCUCUCCUCCUUCGCCUCUGCCGCCCGCGCUACUGCUCGCCCAGGAGCGCAGCCCUCAACGUCUUCUUCUUCUUCUUCUUCGUUUCUGUCGCCUUCCUCCUACUCUUCGACGUACGGUUCAUCAACGACGUCCCACCUCUCCCCGCUCCCGCCCACUCCUUCGACCACGGCACCGUCGUCGGCUUCGUCCUUCUUCUCUUCAUCAUCUUCCGGCGACCGCGGCAGCAACGGUGGGUCGUCGACGACGCGACCCUCGGUGAGCGCCGGUGGCGCCCGCUCGUGGGCUCCUCCGUCGUCGUCCGCCACCUCCUCGUCUUCUUACGAAUCGCGCGCGCCGGCGACUGGUGCUCACAGCAGUGCCGCCGGUCAUCAUUCGCUCGACUCGCACCGGAACCCACAGCACGCGCACGCCUCGAGCUCACGGACCCCGCACGCCGGGGCCGCUUCGGCGUCCUUGUCGUCGGGCGCGCCCUCUGCGGUUUCGCCGCUGUCGCCAACGUCGUCGUCGUCGUCGACCGGUCCUCCGGCCGGGCCGGCGAACGCGUUCUCCGCGGCGAUCCUCCUGCACCACGAGCUCAAGGAGGUGGAGAAGAAGAUCGAACACGAGUACGUCAAGGUCGAGCAGCAGAAGCAGGCUCUAGCCCAGCGAGAAGAGGUGGUCAAUGCCGAGAGGCGGAAGCUAUGGGCGCGGAUUCAGGAGUUCCAGAAGAAGGUGGAACAGCAUGAAGCCCUCGCGCAGCACCUUCAGGACAAGGAAACCGCGCUCACCACCAAAGAGAGGGAAAUGCAAGAGUCGCUGGAGGAAGAGCGAACACGGCUGCGGGAGCAGGAGAAGCAGAUGCUGGCCGAAAUCGAGCGGCGGGAGGAGGAGAUGAAGCAGGAGGAGACGGUCCUGCUCCACCUGCGCACUGAGGUCGAGGAGAAGGAGCGACAGCUUGAGAACCGGUUCCGGGUGCUCGAGGAGCAGCGCAGACAGUUUGCGCGCGAACGCAACGACAAGGAGCGCCAGCUCAAGAGAGCGGAGGAGUCGAUAGACCUCAAGCGAAAGCAGCUCGACUCGCACCUGGGCGAGAUGGAGGCGCUCGUGACCGCCAUCGAGCUGGCCAAGAGAAAGAGCGAAGAGAUCGACCGGAGGGAAAAAUUGAUUCAAGCGCGGGAGAAGUCGCUCAAGCAGAGAGAAGAUAUUCUUUAUCAACGCGAGCAGCAGCUUCUCGACAAGGAGGCCCUCUACAUCGAACAGCGAUCCGCUAUGCGGGCGGCGGCUCCGAUCUCGGCGCUCUCCACCCCGGUGCAGACCCGGCCUCGACAGGCCUCGACCAGCAACGGCCACGCGACGGCCGCACCCGCGGUGCCUCCGCCCCCGCAGACGCCCGUUGCUUCCGGCGGAGUCUCUAAUGGCGGCGCGAGCACGAAGACCCCCAAGUCGGCCCUGCGCCCCACCGCCACCGCAACCACGGGAGCCAAGAGGACUCCGGGACCCAACGUCAGGAUUCAGAUGCCCGGCCGACCCGCGCCAUCUGGACUCAGUGUCGGCGCCACCCCCGUCGGGGCCACCAAGCAAGUGAAGGAGUCGGCGCCGUUCCCGUCGUCGCCGGCCUCGUCAUCGUCAUCUGCGCUUCCAUCGCCCAGCUGGCAGCAGUUCCGACAGUCCCUCCAGAAGAGCACACAACGCGCUCCGCCCUCGUCGUCGUCGGCCUCCGCGCGGAGGCGCGCAGUGUCGACCGACACUGAGGCCUCCAGCGCCGGCGAAGAAGAAGCCAACGGCAAUGGCGACGGCGGUGAUGAAGACGAGUACGCGGACGACGCCGGCAGCCGUGCGGGCGAGGAGUCGCCCUACCCCGAGUACCUCUCAAUGACCCCCAGGCGAGGCAGCCUCAGCAACGGCGGCGACCGAGGCGGCGGCUCGUCCAACCCCCGACUCAAUCGAUCCCUUUUCUCCGCCAACGGCAGUCCAGCCCGAGGAGGAGGGAGCGAGCUGGACGAGGACGCGGAGGACUUCAGUUUCGAGCUGAGCGAGGAGGACGAUGAUAACAAUAAUAACCGACAGGAGGGAGCGAUGGAGGAGGAGGACGAGCAGGCGGGGGCGGUCGACAGCAGCGAGCGACGGCGGAACAGGAAGGGCAAGGCGCAGUCGAACCUCGAUGCCCAGACCCAGCGGCUCGUUGAGCGAAUGCAACACCUGCGCAUGCUCUCCUAA